This is a messenger RNA of Eurytemora carolleeae, 1629 nucleotides long. Its product is annotated as transmembrane protein 138. Lineage: Eukaryota; Metazoa; Arthropoda; Copepoda; Calanoida; Temoridae. The record is from RefSeq and is a predicted model, not a curated record. Bases 1180 to 1629 code for a protein of 149 amino acids. Gene Ontology annotation, cellular component: cilium. The transcript is spliced from 6 exons.
UUAAACCUGUGCAGUUGAAGAUAACCUCAUUGUCUAGUUCGUUAUGUGUGUAAUUCUUUUAAUUUAUAUUAAUUGAUUUCUUAGGGCAGAAAUGCGCAAGUCCCUUCUGUAAAAAAAACAAUUUUUCAAAAUUUUAAAAAAUGGCUGUAUAUUUCAAGAUUUUACAUCUUGUGUUCACUACUUCACAAUUUCAUUCAUUAAAUCACGAAACACGAUUUCCGGAAAACAUUAGACGGUAGCUCUAAUUAGGGCUUAGUAAAUACCUAAUUAUUUAAUCGAUCGUAUUUCAACCGUUCGUAAACAAGGGCCUUAAGCUGGAUCAUUCGUUCCUCGUUCGUUCUUUUUCCAAUCAAUCCAUCCCUGUUUCAUUUCAAGCUUUGUGUUUAUGAUCGUGAACGGGUUCAGCCGUUUGUUAACGAUUCUGUCGUUAACAAAGGUUGUUGUCUUCCUCCUACUUGUGCGUAGUGAACUGCAAGGAGGGGGGGGGGGAGAGUAAGGAGAAAAUUUGCAGAUAGAGAAUUUUCUCCAAAACUACUCAUCUGAUCUGUUUAUGAUUUUAAGAUGUGAUAGAAAUAAUAUAUUUCAUACAUAUUUGUCAAAAAAUAGAUCACCAAAAAAGUGCUUUAAUAUAUGCAAGAUAUUGCUAUUCACCGUCUCUUUGACCCACCCUGUAUAUAUUUAUAUUUAUAUCUAUAUUGUAUGUAUAUAAUAGCGUGUUUUGUAUGUACAUUAAUAGUAAAGGUAUAGACAGGUAGAGUAAGUAGAAAGUAAUAUCCCUCCCCUCUACUCCCCUCCCUCCCCCUCUGCUCCCCAGUUAGAUAUACUCCUUUCUAAUAAAGAGAACCAAUUCUACAUUUUUUGUCAGUAUUGCGACACGUUGAUUAGAAAAUCGUAAAUACAGUUCUAUACCGUCAGUUUGCAGAGUGAAAGUGGAUUAAGAACAAGAGUUGUUGGAGAUGGAUGUAAAGUAGAUUUAUCUCAUGUACAUUUGAAUCCGAGCUGAACCGACCUUUUCGGUCCCAGUUUGUACUGCUCCACCUGGUACACCAACUACAUACGGCAGGGCUAGCUGGUGGAACUAGGUUGACGUGGUCUGACUUUAGUCUGCAUCUGGUUAAAUUUACAAUUACUAAAGUGGUAAUUUAGCGUGAUUUCCUACAAAAACAAAUCACCCUCAGGAUGCAGUUGUCUGUGACCAGAUACCGAUCAAUGCUGGGUGUUCAGAUUAUCUUCCUCGUCCUAGACCUUCUCAUCAACACCUUCGUAGAGCUCUUCAGAUUCGAGUCCGUCAUCCUUCUUGUCAUAUUCGUAAUCCAAGAUGUCUGCCUAAUAUUUUCUCUCAUUAUUGUUUUUCUCUCAUUCUUCUCAACCUACGUUUUCCAGGCGGGUCUGGUAGGGUAUCUACUAUCGAGGUUUCGUGUUUCUAUCAUUGUAUCAGUUCUCUAUUUAAUACUCUCUAUAACCUACCAUGUGUGGUCUCUAAAUGUACGAUGGAAUGCCCCCAUGUCUUAUUGGUGGACAAGUCCUCUUUUGGCUUUCUAUGUGAUUCAUAGACUUGGAUAUAAAAAGAAGAAGCAGAAUGGGGAUAAGGAGAAGGAGGGGAAGGUUGAAGAAAGAGGGGAAGGAUGA